AGUUUACGAAGUGCAUAGCAAGAGAUCGGUUAUCGAUCUUGUUAAUUUGUCAAGUUACUUUCUUAGUGAGUGUAUUCUUUCCAAAUUUCGUAAUUAUCACAGUUUGUGGAACUAAGUGUUGUGUUUAGUGAAAUUGCUGUUGAUUUUUGUGUAGGAAACAAUAUCUGUAUUUUGUCAAGAUGGCGCCACUCUCGCUAAAGGUCGUGUUGGACGACGGUGCAGUGACUCGUACGGUCAUGUUCGAGUCCACCAUGCGAGUGGAUGAAGCUCAAGCUAUCGUCCGGGAGAAGGUCCUCACCGCCCACGAUGGAAAAGAUUACGGCCUAUUCCUGACCUCGGCGGAUGAUGAGAAGAGUGGUAUCUGGCUGGAGAGGCACAGACAGCUCGACUACUACAUGCUGCGCGACGGGGAUCAGCUGCAUUAUCUCUCCCGACUCAGGAACCUCAGAGUGCGCAUGUUAGACGGUUCUGUGAAAACUAUGCCUGUGGACGAGUCGAAGACCGUCGAGCAGCUGAUGGUGGGCAUCUGCGGUAGACUCGGCAUCACCAACUACGAUGAAUACGGAUUGUGUCAUACCGGCGAGGAAGACCAGGAUGAAAAUAAGAUAGCUCCCGGGACAGGGACUCUGACGAGGCGCGUCGCUCAACAGCGCGAGAGAGACGCUAAGCUGCAGCAGCUCAGCAAGAAACUUAAGACCGACGAUCAUGUGGACUGGUUGGAUCAGCACAAGACUCUACGUGAGUUGUGCGUGGACCCGAAGAGUACAGUCUUGUUGAAGCGACGACUGUUCUUCUCCGACCGUAAUGUGGACGAGAGGGACCCGGUGCAAUUGAACCUGCUGUACGUGCAGGCCAGGGACGCGAUACUGGAGGGCAGGCAUCCAGUCACUGAGGAUAAAGAGGCCCUAACGACUUAUUUGAAGAUCCCCACUUACCUACCGCGGCGUUGCGUGUGUUUAACGGAUGUAUCAGACUUCUUUCCUGAUGCUUUUGACGUAUAAUUUGAGUGAGAUUGUGGAUAUGCAUAUUAAAAUUUUUGCUUACACAUCUCCGCGUUGGGGACCCAUGCAAUCCGGAAUAUGAUAAAAUUUGGUUGUAAUAAGAUAAGUGAGAUCAUGUGGUUCGUUCUAAGAAAAUCACAAAGUGCGUUCAACACUUUGAGCAUGUGUUGGACCACAAAUACAAAAUACUGUCCAUACUGCAUUUUUUGCAUACGCGGCGCGUUUAAAUAUUUUUUAUAAAAUUUGUUGACUCAAAUAUGAUUUGAGAUUAGUUGAAACUAGCUUGCCUGACAAAUAUUGCGGAUCCUUAUUUACUUCUUCUUUUAUUAAUGGCUUAUCUGCGCAUUUUGCACAAUUCUGCCAAUGUCAAGUAAAUAAAUAAAUUUCUACAUGUAAAAUGAAAAUGAAAUUCAAUGACUUGACAAAUGCAGACUUUGAUUAUAUGUAAGCAUAAAAGAACAUAGAUCAA
Messenger RNA from Diatraea saccharalis (sugarcane borer), 1470 nucleotides. The record is from the annotation of a GenBank genome assembly. NCBI's taxonomy places the organism in Eukaryota, Metazoa, Arthropoda, Insecta, Lepidoptera, Crambidae.